Molecule: messenger RNA, 1758 nt
Organism: Aspergillus wentii DTO 134E9
Lineage: Eukaryota; Fungi; Ascomycota; Eurotiomycetes; Eurotiales; Aspergillaceae
Exons: 5
Coding region: 1-1758 (585 amino acids)
Biological process (GO): DNA-templated transcription; positive regulation of transcription from RNA polymerase II promoter by galactose
Cellular component (GO): nucleus
Molecular function (GO): DNA-binding transcription factor activity, RNA polymerase II-specific; zinc ion binding; RNA polymerase II cis-regulatory region sequence-specific DNA binding
Source: RefSeq, a predicted model, not a curated record
AUGCCAAAACAGUCUGAUUUCGGUAGUUAUGGCCGCAAUUCGCAUAUUCCAGCUUGCACAGAAUGUCGAGCACGAAAAGCCAAGUGCUCGAAAGGAAAUCCAUGUGUGCAAUGUAAAAGCCAGAAUAAAACAUGCAUGUAUCCAACAAAGCCGGUCAGGACGCCUUUAACGAGGCAACAUCUCACGGCCGUCGAGACACGGCUGCAUAUGCUGGAAACAGCUCUGGGGAAGCUAUUCCCAAAUGGAGAGAUGGAGGCUAUCACUCGGUCGUUACUUGAAGAUGAUAUGGAACCUCAAUCUAGGGUUUCUGGGUCAUCUGAAGAUAUGCUUCAGGAUAUCAUUGGAGAUGAUGCACGACUUCCAUCGCUGGAUGCAUUGCUGCCGGCAGAUGGAGGGAUGAACCAGCUAUCUAUUCCAACAGGGUCUGUUGAAGAUGAAAAGGUUCUGCUUGAUUCAUACUUUCAACACUACCACACUCUCAACCCAUUCAUCCACGAAGCUACAUUCAAAGCAGAAUACGCAAAGCAAAUCCCAAUCACACAUCCAAACGCAUGGCCAAUUCUCACCAACACCAUACUUGCCAUCGGCGCAUGGACACUACAUCAGAGCAACACAGACAAGACAUACUACUCGAUCGCCAAACAGCAUCUCCAACAGAUCCCCAUGUUCGAACAGGGCAAUAUCACCAUGGUCCAGGCAUUACUUCUGCUAAACGACUACGCCCACAAACAAGGAAGUCCAGACGAGAGCUGGCAGUAUAUGGGUACUGCACUGCGGAUGGCGAUUAGCUUGAAUCUGCAUUCUGAAGAGGCGAAUUCUGGCUUCAGUUCUCUGGAUCAGGAGAUUCGACGGAGAGUCUGGUGGACUGUGUAUUGUUUCGAGAGCUGUUCGACAAAGAUAUAUGGGCGGCCACUGCUACUCCCUGAGGAUAGGUUGAUCACUGUCAGGCCGGUGUCGAAUGUUAUAGAUGCCGAUACACUUAUCCCCACAGACAGUCCAACGAUAUAUUCUGGCCUCAUCCAGCAAUCGAGUUACCACCGCAUGGCAAACAAUAUCUACCGUCGUCUUCUCUCCAGUACAAUCAUCACAGGACAGGAUAUCCAUGACCUCGAACAAACAAUCAACAACUGGCAUGAUGAAUCACCAUUAUGUAUUCAACCUAACAUCAACCCCGUACCAGAUUGGUAUACCAUAGCCCGCAACCGACAAAUGCUAUGUGAUAGAAGCCUACGACUUCUCAUUCAUCGACCAUUACUCCUACAGUGGCUAGAAAAGCGACAGCUCAACAUCACCGAACACGAAUACGAGAACGAACGACAUUGUCGAGUCCAGGGCCUCGACAUCGCCCGUACAACCAUCGACCUCAUAACAAGCCUUAUCAUGAAUGGAGAGUACUCACGACUCACCCUCUCCUUCACACUAUACGCCCUCUUCCACGCCCUCCUCGUCCCAGUUAUCCACCUAAAAGCCUCCCCCUCCUCUCCCACCUCAAUAUCCUGUAUCCAAGAUAUCGACAAGGUAAAACGCAUCCUUCCCUACUUCCCCAUCAAGGAGGAUGCGCUAUCGCUCUACUUUCUCGUUAUGCUGAAUCGGCUGUGUUCGAUUGCUUCCCGUGCUGGCGAUGAGAGGGGGCCGCUCAAACCGGGUGAGUUGCGGAUGUCGUCGAAUAAUAUCUUUGGGAAUGAAGAGUUGGCAGUGCUGGAGAGGGAGAUGAGGAGGAAGGAUGAGGUGGACUUUUCGGAGUGGGUGGAGAAGUAG